AAAAAAUAAAUGUGAAUUCGUCACGCGAAACGUUCGACAUCUACACAUCAAAAACUAUCAUCCCGGCCCGAAGGCGCUGGUGGGUUUAAUUCGUCUUCAGUUUUGGGUAAUUAAUGCACGUGAUAUUGCUAGAGGCAUCGUCAGAUCAUGUAUACAUUGCAUUCGAUACAAGCCAAAACUGCUCCAACACAUGAUGGGAAAUCUGCCUGUUAAACGCUUGACACCAUCGCGCCCGUUCGCCCGCUGCGGCAUCGAUUUUUGCGGACCGAUUAGCGUUUACCUUCGCAUUAAGGGCAAGGCUCCCUAUAAAGCCUACAUCGCCAUCUUCGUGUGCUUUGCUAUAAAGGCAGUGCACAUCGAAGUCGUCUCCGACUUAACCACGGAUGCAUUUUUAGCUUCGCUAAAGCGAAUGAUUGGAAGGAGAGGCCUUCCAACAGACAUCUUCUGCGACAAUGCAACCAACUUUGUCGGCGCUUGCAGCAAACUUGCGAGCACCUCAUUUUGGCGGCAUUUAGGAAGCCGCAGUUAAACCAGCCAAGAGUCAUCUAAAUCGCAGCAUCAUGAACGCCAGAUUUACGUAUGACGAGCUGACGACGGUACUAGUGGAAAUAGAAACUGUUCUUAAUUCGCGGCCUAUCUCUCCACUCUCAUCUGACCCCGGCAAUUACGAGGCGUUGACUCCAGGGCAUUUCAUAACCGAGAGUGCUUUAAAAUCUCUACCGGAGCGAGCAGUAGCAAACAAAAUCAACCUCGUCGACAAAUGGACUCAAAUCACCGCCAUCAAGCAAGUCUUUUGGAAACAAUGGUCCCACGACGUGUUAUAGAGGUCAUACCUGGAAAAGAUGCUCGAGUUAGAGUGGUCGACAUACGAACCGCGCAGGGAAUCAUUCGUCGCCCUAUCCACAAAAUUGCAGUUUUACCAAUUUGAAAGUCCUUUCAACGGGGCCGGGAUGUUGGGUCACCUAACGACACACCCUGCAAGUUGGCGUAGGUCAAGAACAUCUAAAUACUUAUUUACUUCAUAUUCAAUUAUGUAUUCGUUUAACUGUCGCAUUUUGUAUUUGUAAUAUAAGAGCAUGCACUCAAUUGUACUAACAGACAUAUAUAUGUACAUACUAAAACCUAACUUUGAUGAUUCCUCCUAACUAAUUUGUAUAUACACAUGCAUGUAUGCUUACAUAUGUACAUAUGCUAAUACAACAGCAAGAUUUUGUCAUUUUGCUGUAUCACUCCUUCGUAUGUGCAUACAUAUUAACAUACAUACAUACAUUCACUACCUAAUAUAACUUGAAUUAUUACACUGAA
Rhagoletis pomonella (apple maggot) is the source of this 1305-nucleotide messenger RNA. RefSeq lists its product as uncharacterized. Lineage: Eukaryota; Metazoa; Arthropoda; Insecta; Diptera; Tephritidae. The coding region runs from base 191 to 529 and encodes 112 amino acids. The record is from RefSeq and is a predicted model, not a curated record. The transcript is spliced from 2 exons. Gene Ontology annotation, molecular function: nucleic acid binding.